Molecule: messenger RNA, 4235 nt
Organism: Eurytemora carolleeae
Lineage: Eukaryota; Metazoa; Arthropoda; Copepoda; Calanoida; Temoridae
Product: cryptochrome-1
Exons: 23
Coding region: 31-2568 (845 amino acids)
Biological process (GO): negative regulation of DNA-templated transcription; circadian regulation of gene expression; entrainment of circadian clock by photoperiod
Cellular component (GO): nucleus; cytoplasm
Molecular function (GO): FAD binding; DNA binding
Source: RefSeq, a predicted model, not a curated record
UAAACUCUGUAAUAUUUUAAGAAUUUUAAAAUGAGUAGAAACAAAUCUUCUAAACGUAAGCACUCGGUCCAUUGGUUCCGCAAAGGACUGAGAUUGAGUGACAACCCAGCUCUGCUGAGAGCUAUUCGAAGAUGUGAAACCUUUCGAUGUAUCUUCAUCUUGGAUCCAUGGUUUGCGGGAUCAUCUAACGUUGGAACUAACAAAUGGAGGUUUCUGCUCCAGUGUCUUGAGGACCUUGAUAACGGGCUCAGAAAACUCAACUCCAGAUUAUUUGUGGUCAGGGGUCAGCCUGCAGACGUUCUACCCACACUAUUCAAGGCAUGGGGGACGACAUAUUUCACCUUUGAGGAGGAUCCAGAGCCCUUCGGUCGAGUUCGGGACCAGAAUAUUAUGGCGAUGUGCAAGGAGAUGGGCAUUGUGGUAACAAAAGAGCAUUCACACACACUCUACAACUUAGAGAAAAUAAUCUACAGAAACGGCGGGAAGGCGCCCCUGACUUAUAAAACAUUUCAAACAAUUAUUGAGAGCAUGGAUCCUCCGUCUAAACCUGUUCCAACCUUGACCCUGCUGAUGCUCGGAACUGGGAUUACUCCACUUUCAGACGACCAUGAUGAAAAGUAUGGGGUUCCCACUUUAGAAGAACUAGGAUUCGACUGCGAUCAUCUUAAACAAUCUGUUUGGGAAGGCGGAGAGACUGAAGCAUUAUCAAGAUUGGAACGGCAUCUGGAGAGAAAAGCCUGGGUGGCAUCCUUCGGUCGUCCUAAGAUGACCCCGCAGUCCUUGCUAGCUAGUCAAACCGGUCUCAGCCCCUAUCUCAGGUUUGGGUGUUUAUCUACAAGACUGUUCUACCAUGCCUUGUCAGAUCUCUACAGAAGAAUAAAGAAGUGUGACCCACCCCUCUCUCUUCACGGUCAGCUGCUCUGGCGAGAGUUCUUCUACUGUGCUUCAACAAAGAAUCCAAAUUUCGACAAAAUGGUCGGAAACCCUAUUUGCGUUCAGAUACCCUGGGAUAAAAAUGAUGAAGCACUCGCUAAAUGGGCAAAUGCACAGACAGGAUUUCCUUGGAUUGACGCGAUUAUGACGCAGUUGCGCGAAGAGGGUUGGAUUCAUCAUCUUGCGCGGCAUGCGGUCGCAUGCUUUCUUACUCGUGGGGAUCUCUGGGUGUCUUGGGAGGAAGGGAUGAAGGUGUUUGAUGAGCUGCUGCUGGAUGCUGACUGGAGCGUGAAUGCUGGUUCAUGGUUGUGGCUUUCCUGCUCCUCCUUCUUCCAGCAGUUUUUCCACUGUUAUUGUCCUGUGAAGUUCGGGAGGAAAGCUGACGCUAACGGGGACUAUAUCAGACGUUACCUACCGGUGCUGAAGAAUUAUCCUACCCGGUAUAUUCAUGAACCCUGGACUGCCCCGGACGCCGUUCAAAAAUCCGCUAGAUGUAUAAUUGGCCAGGACUACCCUAAACCAAUCUGUCAUCAUCCUGUUGUAUCAAAAAUCAACAUGGAGCGGAUGAAACAAGUUUACCAGCAGCUAGCUCACUACAGACAGACUGGACAGACGGGCCCCGGAAUUCCUCAGGAUUUAUUGAAUCAGCUGCCCAAGACUCCUAAGAUCCCUAAAGUACCCAAUGUUACCGGAGGAUCAAUGGGACCACCGAAUCCUCCGUCAAACGAGAAGAAAAAGGACGGAUAUGACUGUAUGGAUCAGCCGGAAAGUAGCUCACAGAUCCAGGAACAAAACUGGAUUGGGAGCUGCGAAUCCAAGUUCUCUGAUCAAACCUGGAUUAGAUCUAAGAGUCAGGAUUGGGUUGGAAACCCUGAAGCCAAGGUUCAAGACCAGACAUGGAUCGGGAGUAGUACUCCGAUUCCUAGAGCAUCAGUACUAACAGAUCUUCAGACAACCAUAGACAACAAGGAGUGUACACGACGAGCUGAGGAACAAGCGUCCAUCUUAUCUCAGACCGGGGGGGUCAUCGUGUAUGAACAGUACAACGGGGCAAAUUCACAAUACAUUCCGUAUAUUCAGGAGAGAAAAAAUAGUAGUCAAUCAACUUCAAUUCACCAGACCUCAGAUUGUCUGCCUGUAUUAUCUGAAGAUAUUCUACUGCCUAUCUCCGACCAGGCCCGCCAGGCGCGCCAGUAUGUGGGUAGCCAGGAAAACCUGUCAGUCGGGAAAAAUCACACACAGAACAUGUCUCUUAUGUCACAGGUUGAUAUGAUGUCUCUAAUGGGGAGAGGAGAACCUUCACAAGGACUGAUAACUUCUACGGACCAGUCCGGGGCUACAGACGAUAAAACUACAUUACAGUCAAACACAGCGGGCUCACAGUCAGGAAAUGAAAGCUCCGGGUUACAGACCGGGGUUAUCAACUCCUGUUUACAGACCGGGGUUAGCAGUUCUGGUUUACAGACCGGGGUUAUCGGGUCUGGAUCUGUGAGCGACGGGGUUGAGGAUAUUGGAGUUAUUUGUCCCGGUUCAUCACAAUCAUCAACUGAAAGCCGACAUUAUAACCCGGCACUAAGGUAUUCAGGGUAUAAUGAAGAAACACAGAAUGAAUAUUUCCCGCAAAGUAACGAGUAAAAAUCUCAUCACCUAGAUCCAGUCCAACCAGCUAACUGGAAAUAUCGAUCGAAUCUGAUUCUAAAAAGUCUGAAAAUAGAAUCCUGUCCCGAAAUAACCUUCAGUAUAGUAGGUUAGAAUCAGUAUGAAAUAAUUACAUUUUUAUUCAUUAUAACUCUUAAAGCUGAUCAAUGAAUCCUCUUUUAUUUUUAUGUAUAUUUUAAAUAAGUUAAAUGAACAGAUUUGUUUAAAAAGUCAUAAUACUCAUUUAAGUCGUCAUGUCAAUUAAUGACUGGAAACUUGAAAAUAUUAUCUUAUGAUCAUAGAUUUAAUUUAUAUAUUAUAUGAACUAGAUUGACAAUAUUUGGUUAGAAAAUUAAAUUAUUGAUAUUUACGGUUUAAAGAUCAUUUCUGAAUUCUCAUCUGUUUUUGUAACCUAUGUAAUAUGUAUUGUUUUGCACGCAUGCCGUACACUGAAUUCACCACGAUGGAACAAGUCUCAACUUUUGUAUUUUUUUUUUUCAAUUAGAUUAUAAUGUUUCUCAACUAUUUCACUUAUAAUGUUUCUUUACUAUUUAAGUUAUAACGUUCUUCACUAAGCUUUAACACUUCUUAACUUAGUUAUAACGUUUCUCAACUAAGUUAAAACGUUUCCUAACUAAGUUAUAACGUUUCUCAACUAUUCAGGUUAUAACGUUUUUCAGCUAAGGUAAAACGUAUCCCAACCAUGAAGUUUUCCUGUGGGGGGAAAAUAUGAUUUUUUAUAAUAUUUUUACAGGAUUACCCAUAAAGGAAGCUUGAGAGACUAUUUAACGGAAUUUGUUAGGUCUUUUCUUUUUUUUGUGUGACAAUUUCUGAGAAAUAACAUUAUAGUAUUAAUUUAACACAUUUGGACAAAUUCAACCUUUAGUUUGUUGUAUUAAAAAGUUAUUUCGUAUUGAUAGUCUAAUACUUUCUGGGUUACCCUGAUGUUUUUUCCUCCACUUAAAACGUUAAUAGGAGUCGAAUGGAUUAUCAAGUAAAAUAGGUGGCAACAGAGAAAUGGACUAAUUAUACACCACGUCAUAAGUGUCAAAUAUAAUUCCCUGACUUUAGUUGACAUGUUUUUUUAGAUUCAUUAAAAAAGUGGGAAAACAUAGAAUAAAGAACACAUAAAAUUGCACUUUAUUUUACUGAAAGAUGAGGACUUUAUUACAAAAUUAUCACUAUUAUUAAUAAUUUUGUCUGAAACAAAAAAUACAGCUGUACUGAGACCUGAGAGUGUACGUUGCCAUCUGUUUUACUAGUAUCUAUGAUAGUAGUAAACCAUUAUGAUUUUACCCCGGAAGUUCCUUUUAAGAUCUUUAAAUCCUCGUAUCUUUUUUAUAAUUAUUUUUUUCUCUUUUUUACUCAAAUUAUCGAAGCUUUUUAAGCUAACUUAACAACAAAUCGUUUAUUUUUAUUGAGGUUGAAGAUUAAAUCUGUCUGAUUGAAGAUGGAAAGAUGGAGCCAUAAAAUGUAUCCAAAAGAAAUUCUGUGUCUAUACAUUCUUUGGAAUGUAUAAUUUAUCCAAAGAAAUUUAUUGACAAGCUUUAAUUCUGUUAAAGUUUUUUAACAAAACUUUGUUUCCACAUCCGCCGCGCUCUUUGUGAUUGUAAAAUUGUUAGGUAUUUAACCACUAUUGAAAUAUAUAAUUAUGAUGCUGUAAA